Molecule: messenger RNA, 354 nt
Organism: Suillus fuscotomentosus
Lineage: Eukaryota; Fungi; Basidiomycota; Agaricomycetes; Boletales; Suillaceae
Exons: 3
Source: RefSeq, a predicted model, not a curated record
AAGCCCAUCAAAGAAGAAGAUCCUGAACAUUCCAUUCCGCUCGAUCUCUCUGGAAAGAAUAUCAUUGUACAUGGCUCCACAUUAACUUUGUGCCAGGCGCUCGUGUCCUACAGUACAUCAGACUACAACGAGUUCGAAGCCAAGGGCGUCAGAGGGACCCAUGUUGCUGCGAAUGACGUCUUUGCAGUAAAAUCAUUGAGCACAUACGGGCAUGUCCUAGCGCAUAUACUCAGCCGUCCUAUUCGCGGAGCUUGGAAAGAAAAAUUUGCUCCACAAGGCACAGUCGUCCGCUUCAUUGUGGAUAAAAGGGAGUUUACCUCUAGCGUGGGACCCCUCUUGGAUACAUACUUCUAG